Diceros bicornis minor is the source of this 3453-nucleotide messenger RNA. It is a transcript of the gene ENAM, whose product is annotated as enamelin. The record is from RefSeq and is a predicted model, not a curated record. Lineage: Eukaryota; Metazoa; Chordata; Mammalia; Perissodactyla; Rhinocerotidae. The transcript has 8 exons. The coding region runs from base 1 to 3453 and encodes 1150 amino acids.
AUGUUGCUGCUUCCGUGCAGGCAUGGAUCCUCUUUUCCUAAACUAAAUAACUUGGUACCAAGUGGCAAAAUGAAGAUUCUCCUGGUCUUUCUAGGUCUGCUUGGUAAUUCCAUUGCUAUGCCAAUGCAAAUACCCCGAAUGCCUGGAUUUAGCAGUAAAAGUGAGGAGAUGAUGCGGUAUGGUCAAUUCAACUUUAUGCACACAGCACAUAUGGCACAGCUGGGACCCAUGUAUGGAAAUGGCAUGCAAUUCCCUCAGCUCUUCCCACAGUACCAGAUGCCCAUGUGGCCUCAGCCACCACCCAACACAAGGCGUUGGAAGAAAUCCUCAUCUCCCUCAGGACAAAAACACCAGAGCAAGACUGAUCCAGCCCCAGAGACCCAGAAACCCGACCAGCCUCAACCAGAAGAGUCACCACCAAAGCAGCAUUUAAAGCAGCCUGCCGCAACUAAGCAUGAAGAGGAAGCCCGGCCGCCUCCGGCAUUCCCAUCAUUUGGCAAUGGACUAUUUCCCUAUCAACAACCUCUGUGGCAAGUUCCACACAGGCUACCACCAGGUUACGGACGUCCACCAGCCAGCAAUGAAGAAGGCGGGAAUCCUUACUUUGGAUAUUUUGGAUAUCACGGAUUUGGGGGUCGUCCUCCUUAUUAUUCAGAAGAGAUGUUUGAACAAGAUUUUGAAAAACCCAAAGAAGAAGAUCCUCCUAAAGCAGAGAGUCCAGCCACCGAACCCUCAUCUAAUUCAACAGUUCCUGAGAGUAAUUCUACCCAACCAAAUGCAGCCAAUCCCAAAGGGAGUCAGGGUGGGAAUGACACCAGCCCAACAGGAAACAGUGGCCAUGGGCCAAACACUGGGAGCAACCCUACAAUUCAAAAUGGGGUCAUCCCACCCCCUAUAGUUAAUAAUUCAGGCCAGGGAGUACCAAGACGUCAAAUCCCAUGGAGACCAAGUCAGCCAAAUAUUCAUGGAAAUUAUCCAAAUCCUAACAUCCGAAAUUUUCCUGCAAGAAGACAAUGGCGUCCCACUGGUACUGCCAUGGGCAACAGACAGAAUGGGCCUUUUUACCGAAAUCAACAAGUCCAAAGGGGUCCUCGGUGGAACUCUGUUGCUUUGGAAGGCAAACAAUCAGUUCGCCCAGGAAAUCCAAUUUAUCACAAAGGUUACAUUUCCACUACAAGAGGCAAUUCUCCCAGUCAUGCAGGAAAUCCAGCAAAUUUCAGAAGAAAGCCUCAGGAGCCAACUAAACCCCCGAUGGGAACCAAUGUUCCUCUGGCCCCAAAACAUGAUACUGUUGGCCAAAACGAUAAUGUCCAAAAUCCAAGAGAGAAACCACCAAGUCAAAAAGAAACAACAGUCAUUCCUACAAGAGAUCCAACUGACCCCUGGAGAAACUCUCAAGAUUAUGGAACUAACAAACCAGACUAUAAACUGCCUCACUCUGAAGGUAACACACUAGUCCCAAAUUUUAAUUCUAUUGAUCAACGUGAAAACUCUUAUUACCCAAGAGGAGAUUCCAGAAGAGCCCCAAAUUCUGAUGGACAAACCCAAAGCCAGAAUUUUCCCAAAGGGAUUAUUUUAGAGCCAAGAAGAAUCCCAUAUGAAUCAGAAACUAAUCAGCCAGAAUUAAAGCACAGUACAUAUCAGCCUGUAUACACUCAGGAAACCCCUUUCCCUGCAGGAGAACAUUUUCCUGCUGAAAGAAAUACUUGGAAUCACCAAGAAAUCUCUCCACAUUUUAAGGAAGAUCCUGGGAGGCAGGAAGAACACUUACCUCACCCUUCCCUUGGCUCUAGAGGAGGUGUUUACUACCCUGACUAUUACCCCUAUGAUCCCAGGGAAAACUCACCAUACCUUAGAGGCAAUGCAUGGGAUGAGAGAAAUGAUCCUCCCAAUAAUAUGGGGCAACCUGAAAAUCCACUGUACCCCACGAAUAUUCCAGACCCAAAAGAGACAAUCCUUUAUAAUGAAGAGGACCCAAUUGAUCCAACUGGAGAUGAACAAUUCCCAGGACAAAGUAGAUGGGGUGUGGAAGAGUCGAGCUUUAAAGAAGGCCCAACAGUUAGGCACUACGAGGGGGAGCAAUCUACCUCAAAUCAACCAAAAGAAUACUUUCCCUAUUACUUAGAUAAUCCAGUGAAACCCAGGGAGGAUUUUCCUUAUGGUGAUUUUUACCCCUGGAGCCCAGAUGAGAAUUUCCUACCAUAUGAUACAACUCCCACUGUAUCACCACCUGUGGAGAGCACGGGCUAUUAUAUCAAUGAUGUUAUUGGACAAGAAGAAAGCACUCCAUUUCCUUCUUGGAACUCCUGGGACCACAGGAUUCAAGCCCAAGGGCAGAAAGAAAGAAGGCCAUAUUUUAACAGAAAUUUCUGGGAUCAGCCAACAAAUUUACACAAAGCCCCUGCUAGCCCACCAUACCAGAUAGAGAACCAGCCCUAUCCUAACUCCCCAGCUGGGCUUCAGAAAAAUCCAACAUGGCAUGAAGAUGAGAAUUUGGAUUAUGGCAUGCAAACUACUAGGUUAAAUUCACCAGAGGGAGAACGUGUGGCUUUCCCAGACUUAAUUCUUCAGAGUUACCCAGCAGGUCAAAAAGAAGCACAUUUAUUUCACCUAAGCCAGAGGGGAACUUGCUGUGCUGCUGGCUCCACAGGGACUAAGGACAAUCCACUUCCUCUACAAGAUUACACUCCAUCCUUUGGUCUUGCACCAGUGGAGAACGAAGACACCAGCCAUCUCUAUGCAGAAGAUAGUCACACUAUGCAUGCAAGAGAUAGCAUCUCCCCAACAAGCAUGCCCCCUGGCCAAGGAAACAGCUCAGAGAAAAGACUGCCUGGAGAAAGUGAAAACCCAAGUCCUUUUAGAGAUGAUGUGUCCCCUCUGAGGAGGAACACACCAUGUUCUAUAAAGAAUCAACUGGGCCAAAGGGGAAUUAUGCCCGUUCCUGAAGCCAGUUCCUUUCAAUCAAAGAACACACCUUGUCUCAAAAGUGAUCUUGGAGGAGAUGGGAACAAUGUUUUGGAGCAAAUAUUUGAAGACAACCAGCUUAACGAAAGAACUGUUGACCUUACUCCUGAGCAGCUUGUUAUUGAUACACCUGAUGAAGGCCCCAAGCCAGAAGGAAUCCAAAGUGAAGUGCAAGCAAAUGAGAGUGAAAGGCUACAUCAAAGGCCACCUAGCAUCCUACAGUUACCAUGCUUUGGCUCCAAUUUAGCAAAGUAUCACUCCGCCAGCACUGGAACUCCAUCUAGCAUUGGAAGGCCAGGCCCAUUUGAUGGGGAUCCAAUUAUGCCUACUGAAAUUCCUAAUUCAUUGGCUGGGUUAGCUACUGGGGCAGAGUUUCAGAGUAUAAAUGUAGACCCACUUAAUGCAGAGGAACACACUCCAUUUGAUUACAUUCAAAUAGGGACUGAUCCACAGGACCAGGUGCAAGACUGCCUACUUCUUCAGGCCUAG